Molecule: messenger RNA, 625 nt
Organism: Chlamydomonas reinhardtii
Lineage: Eukaryota; Viridiplantae; Chlorophyta; Chlorophyceae; Chlamydomonadales; Chlamydomonadaceae
Exons: 7
Coding region: 41-544 (167 amino acids)
Molecular function (GO): protein binding
Source: RefSeq, a predicted model, not a curated record
CUAAUACUUCGCUGCUAUUUGUCACAAGUCCUCAUUAAAAAUGUCGAUGUGCAUCGCGCGAGGCUCUGUGCGUGGCUGUGCCCGGCCAGUCGUUGCCCAGCACCGACCGGCUCGGUCGCGAGUGGUCAGCAUUGCAUGCUCCGCCGCGCCUCCAGCCGAGUCGUCCUCCACUGCCGAGCCCGCUGCCCAAGCGGUUGUGACGAAGAAGGUGACCAUCCGCAAGCCGCUGGGACUUGUGUUUGAGCAAGCCCGAGACGGCGGCCCCAUCUUCGUAGCCGAGGUCACGGCGGGCGGUAACGCGGACAAGAGCGGCGCAGUGGCGGUGGGCGACAUCCUGUCCCGCUGCAGCGCAGUUGUGCUGAAGGCGGGCAAGGAGGGCCGCUAUGAGAACGAGGGGUACGGCGAGCGUCCGUACGACAACUGGGAGACCAUCGAGUACGACUGCGAGGGGAAGGAGUUCAAGACCGUCAUGACGGCCCAGCUCACAGCCUCACAGGCUGGAGUUGAAGUGAAGAUGACCGGUCGCUACGUAUCGUACGGCUAAAUGACGGUGACACGCUGUGCAACGUCACAGCUGGAGCAAUACGCAAAGCACACAGGUCACAGCCACAGGGUAGAGCCAUGG